AUGCCCAUGUCCAAGAAAAGUAAAACAAAGGAGCUGAUUGUGGACUUCAGGAGCAACCAGGCUGGGAACGCCCCCAAUCCUCAUCAACGGGGUCGCCAUGGAGAUGGUCAAAAACACAUCUCUGAGGAGCUGAAAUGUUCAAAUCACACGGACGCAGUAGUGAAGGCCAUCAAACUCCCGGCCAUUAAACCCCCGGCCUUCAAACCCCCGGCCAUUAAAUCCCCGGCCUCCAAACCCCCGGCCAUUAAUCACCCGGCCAUUAAACUCCCGGCCUUCAAACCCCUUGCCAUCAAUCCCCCGGCCAUCAAAUCCCCGGCCAUCACACUUCCGGCCAUCAAACCCCGGGGCAUUAAUCACCCGGCCAUCAACCUCCCGGCCAUUAAACCCCUUGUCAUCAAUCCCCAAGCCAUCAAAUCCCCGGCCAUCAAACUUCCGGUCAUCAACCUCCCGGCCAUUAAACCCCCGGCCAUUAAACCCCCGGCCAUCAAACUCCAGGCCAUCAAACCCCCGGCCAUUAAACCCCCGGCCAUCAAACCCCCGGCUAUUAAACCCCCGGCCAUUAAACCCCCGGCCAUCAACCUCCCGGCCAUUAAAACCCUGGCCAUCAAACCAACGGCCAUUAAACCCUCGGCCAUCAAACCCCCGGCCAUUAAGCUCCCGGGGGUUUGA
Molecule: messenger RNA, 669 nt
Organism: Oncorhynchus mykiss (rainbow trout)
Lineage: Eukaryota; Metazoa; Chordata; Actinopteri; Salmoniformes; Salmonidae
Source: RefSeq, a predicted model, not a curated record